CGCAGCAAGCUAUUUUUAGCCAUAGAGGGACCACUGCGAUUGAGUACGCAAAAGUUCUUCUUAAACCUUGGGAUUCCAAUAUGUGACGUUCUCGACUCACCAUAUCUCUCUGGUAUGUAGGUUACUAUAAAUAAGUAUCUGUUAUGUACUCGGUACAAUAUCUGUCUGUUACGUACCCAGUACAAUAUCUGUCUGUUAUGUACCCAGUACAAGAUCUGUCUGCUAUGUACCCGAUACAAGAUAUAUUUUUUAUUUAUCCGAUACAAUAUCUGUCUGGUGUAUGGGCUACUAUCUAAUAUUACUAUGUACCAUAUAUAUCUGUUAUGUAUCAUAUUUGUCUGGUAUGUAGGCUACUAUAUAUGUCUGCUUUGUACAAUAUAUGUUAUGUACCAUAUAUGUCUGUUAUGUACCAUAUAUGUCUGCUAUGUGGGCUACUAUAUAUAUAUAUAUAUAUAUAUAUAUAUAUAUAUGUAUAUGUAUGUAUGUAUGUAUGUAUGGCAUCUUUCCAUCUGCGGGUGAUGAUAGAUUAUCUUUAUUGCUUGCAGCUCUUGGUGUGGCUGGUGAGACCAAUCCUCGAAUGGCAGUCUCUGUUACAUUUCCCACACAUGAAUGCGGUGGAGCAGUAUUUACCGGCCUUCCUCCUUGCUUUUUUUUGCAGCUGUUUCCGCCCUGUUUUGCUCCUCGGCAUGUAGUGAUCCUGCCUUCACGACGCCCCACCAUGAGGAUCGAUCAUCUGCCAGCUCCUCCCAGUUUGAGAUGUUGAUGUUGGCCGACUUCAUGUCUCUUUUGCAUAUGUCUAAGUAUCGCAGACGAGGCCGUCCAACUGACCUUUUUCCUGUCGCCAGCUCGCUGUAUAGCAUGUCCUUUGGUAUGCGACCCGGUUGCAUUCGCUUGAUGUGUCCAAGCCAGCGGAGGCGUCUUUGGAUUAACAUGGCUGGGACGCUACACAUGUUUGUUUGGGACAGGACAUCCGUGUUGGGGACUUUGUCUUGCCAUUUAAUGUCAAGGAUGCGGCGCAGGCAUCUGAGGUGGAAGCCAUUGAGCCUUCUUUCGUGGUUAGAGUAUGUGGUCCACGACUCGCAUCCAUACAGGAGUGUGCUCAGUACGCAGGCCUGGUACGCCUGCAGCUUAGUUCUUGUUGUGAGUUUGACGUUUGACCAGACUCUUUUCUUCAGUCUGGCCAUAACAGUUGCGGCCUUCCCUAUCUUCCCACUUAUCUCAUCUUCCAUUGUGAGGGUGCUCGAUAUGUUGGAUCCCAGAUAUGUGAAUCUGUCAACAGUAUCCAAGUCACAGUUGUCGAUGGUUAUAUUGGGGAGGGAGUCAGCGCCCUGUGUCAUAAUGUUAGUUUUCUUUAGGCUAAUUAUCAGGCCAAACUCUUUGCAGGCAGCGGAUAGGCUGGAUACGAGGCUCUGCAGGCCGUCUGCUGUGUGAGAUACCAAAGAUCCUCAAAAAGAUAGGCUGCCCUGCACGACUGCUUAACAUCAUCAAGCAGCUCCACGAAAACAUGCAGGGGACAGUGUGCUAUAACGGUGCCGCCUCAGAAGCUUUUCCAGUGGGUAGUGGAAUAAAGCAAGGUUGCGUGCUGGCUCCUACUUUAUUUGCAAUCUUUUUCUCCAUCCUACUCCAGUAUGCCUUUAAGAACAACAGCGAGGGGAUACACAUCCACACUAGAGCUGACGGCAAAUUAUUUAACAUUGCCCGCCUUCGAGCUAAGACUAAUACAAGAAAGGUCUUGCUGCGGGAGUUCUUGUUUGCGGACGAUAUUUAUAUUAAAUAUAUGUCUGCUAUGUACCAUAUAUGUCUGGUGUGUUGGCUAUUAAUUAUUUAUCUGUGAUGUACAUGUAACAUAAUAUAUGUCUGGUAUGUACCAUAUAUGUCUGAUAUGUACCAUAUAUGUCUGCUCUGUACCAUAUUCAUCUGAUAUGUACCAUAUAUAUCUGGUAUGUACCAUAAAUGUCUGGUAUGUACCAUAUCUCUCUGGUAUGUAGGCAACUACCGUAUUUUCCAGCGUAUUAGACAACUGGGCGUAGAAGACAAUCGCACUACUUUUCCUGUUUAAACAUAUAAGGUAUGGGCUAUACUCGCUGUGUAAGCUACCCCUUUUCCAAAGCACACCAAAUAAAAAAAAAAAAAACAGAUUUGAUGACAUGCAGGUACUUGGCAGGAAAACUGUCACUUAUAAACACAAGGCUGUUUGUCAUCAAACAUGUAAACAUUAAACAGUGCAAGUGGAUUAAACUUUUCCUAAUCCACUCUAAAGCUGAAAGGAAGGAUAAGACAUUAAACCCAUGGAUAGCUGCCAUGCUGUUUGUUGUCUAAGCUGUCAACCAAACUGGAACUAGACGGCGCCUGUCCCUGAAGUUUCAGCACGCUGUAUACCAGCUUAUAAGACGACCCCCGACUUUUGAAAAGAUUUUCAUGGGUUAAAAAUUCAUCUUACAAGCCGGAAAAUACGGUAUUUACUAAUCUAUGUAUAGGUAACAUAUGUCUGGUAUGUACCAUAUAUGUCUGGUAUGUACGAGGUCAAUAUUUCUAACCAUCACUUGCCCUUGCUAGAUCAAUAUUAUUAACCAUCACUUGGCAUUGCUAGAUCCAUAUUUCUAACCAUCCCUUGCCCUUGUAAGAUCCGUAAUUAUAAACAUCUCUUGCCCUUGCUAGAUCCAUAUUCCUAAACAUCUCUUGCCCUUGCUAGGUCCAUAUUCCUAACCAUCUCUUGCCCUUGCUAGGUCCAUAUUCCUAACCAUCACUUGCUAUUUCUAGGUCCACAUUUCUUACCAUCAGUUACUAUUAAAAUACCAUAUUUCUAACCAUGAAUUGCCAUUGCAAGGUCCACAUUGUAUCAACAAGCUCAAUGAUUACAAGCUUGGCUCUGCUGGCAAGGAACUGUCAGGAUUACAGUCAAGAAUUAGUACUCAGUUCCCUGAGAGUCAUUAUGGUGACAUUGUAGGUAUCUUUAGACUGGAUGUAUGCAAGUUAUAAACAUGCUUUGAUCGAGUAUAUGAUGGUAUAGGAUGGUUGAUGGUGUAGGAUGGUUGGUGGUAUAGGCCAGUUGAUGGUGUAGGAUGGUUGAUGGUGUAGGAUGGUUGAUGGUAUAGGAUGGUUGGUGGUAUAGGAUGGUUGAUGGUGUAGGAUGGUUGAUGGUAUAGGAUGGUUGGUGUUAUAGGAUGGUUGAUGGUGUAGGAUGGUUGAUGGUAUAGGAUGGUUGGUGUUAUAGGAUGGUUGAUGGUGUAGGAUGGUUGGUGGUAUAGGAUGGUUGGUGUUAUAGGAUGGUUGAUGGUGUAGGAUGGUUGAUGGUAUAGGAUGGUUGAUGGUGUAGGAUGGUUGAUGGUAUAGGAUGGUUGGUGUUAUAGGAUGGUUGAUGGUGUAGGAUGGUUGAUGGUGUAGGAUGGUUGAUGGUAUAGGAUGGUUGAUGUUAUGGGAUGGUUGGUGGUGUAGGAUGGUUGGUGCUAUUAACUAAGUCUUUCUUUGAAUGUAAUUUUGAAAUAUUUGCUCAAAUAUUGAGGAAAUAGAGAGAAUCAUAACUUGUUCAAAAGAUAUUUUCUAUAACUUGUUCAAAAGAUCUUCCCUAUAACUUGAUCAAAAGAUAUUUUCUAUAACUUGAUCAAAAGAUCUUCCCUAUAACUUGUUCAAAAGAUCUUCCCUAUAACUUGAUCAAAAGAUAUUUUAUAUAACUUGAUCAAAAGAUCUUCCCUAUAACUUGUUCAAAAGAUAUAUUCUAUAACGUGAUCAAAAGAUAUUUACUAUAACUUGAUCAAAAGAUCUUCCCUAUAACUUGUUCAAAAGAUAUAUUCUAUAACUUGUUCAAAAGAUCUUCCCUAUAACUUGUUCAAAAGAUCUUCCCUAUAACUUGAUCAAAAGAUAUUUUCUAUAACUUGAUCAAAAGAUCUUCCCUAUAACUUGUUCAAAAGAUCUUCCCUAUAACUUGAUCAAAAGAUAUUUUCUAUAACUUGUUCAAAAGAUCUUCCCUAUAACUUGAUCAAAAGAUAUUUUCUAUAACUUGAUCAAAAGAUCUUCCCUAUAACUUGUUCAAAAGAUCUUCCCUAUAACUUGAUCAAAAGAUAUUUUCUAUAACUUGUUCAAAAGAUCUUCCCUAUAACUUGAUCAAAAGAUAUUUUCUAUAACUUGAUCAAAAGAUCUUCCCUAUAACUUGUUCAAAAGAUAUUUUCUUUAACUUGAUCAAAAGAUCUUCCCUAUAACUUGAUCAAAAGAUAUUUUCUAUAACUUGAUCAAAAGAUCUUCCCUAUAACUUGUUCAAAAGAUAUAUUCUAUAACUUGUUCAAAAGAUCUUCCCUAUAACUUGUUUAAAAGAUCUUCCCUAUAACUUGAUCAAAAGAUAUUUUCUAUAACUUGGUCAAAAGAUCUUCUCUAUAGCUUGUUCAAAGGAUAUUUUCUAUAACUUGUUCAAAAGAUCUUCCCUCUAACUUGGUCAAAAGAUCUUCUCUAUAACUUGGUAAAGGAUAUCAGCUGCUGUAGACGUUAAUAAGGAAGAGACAACAAGGUGGGGGGUUUACUUCUGACUUUCAUUAAGGAUCAUACAUACAAGUUGACCUUAAUUGGAGAUCAUACAUACAAGUUUACUUUAAUUAGGGAUCAUACAUACAAGUUGACCUUAAUUAGAGAUCAUACAUACAAGUUUACUUUAAUUAGGGAUCAUACAUACAAGUUGAAUUUAAUUAGGGAUCAUACAUAUAAGUUGACUUUAAUUAGGGAUCAUACAUACAAGUUGACUUUCAUUAGGGAUCAUACAUACAAGUUGACUUUCAUUAGGGAUCAUACAUACAAGUUGACUUUCAUUAGGGAUCAUACAUACAAGUUGACUUUAAUUAGGGAUCAUACAUACAAGUUGACCUUAAUUAGGGAUCAUACAUACAAGUUGACUUUCAUUAGGGAUCAUACAUACAAGUUGACUUUCAUUAGGGAUCAUACAUACAAUUGGAGUUCAAUCUCAAAAUAUAAGAACAUUUCAUUAUUAUUUGUAUCUUUUUAAUUUUUAAUAACUUUGUAACCUUCUUGUAAAAUAAUAUGAAAAUAAUACGUCAAAUAUUAACCUGUAAAAUAUUUGUGGAACUUCAACGAAGGAGUGACUCUCUUUCUUUAUGUAUAUCCAGUUUCAUAUUUGGUGUUAUAAAGUGUAACAAUGGAAAUACUGUUUCUCAGAUGUAUGUCAAAGGCCGUCAUGUGUGCAUGGGACUGCUUCAUGCUGAGGACCCAAACAUGUUUGAGGAAGAUGAAGGCUACAUGUGUCCAGGGAUUCUGGUGGUCAAAGAUUCAAUGGGAUAUAUAUCGGUGACUAAAAACAUUGAAGGUACUUUAUCCUAGGUGGGCAACCUGUUUUCUCCCCAAAAUAUCCACCAUUGUUGCAUUAUCCACAUUUGUUGCAAAUAUCCAUAGCUGCUGCAAGUAUCUAGUUUUUGCUAAUAUCCACAGUUUUAACAAUAUCCACGUUUUUGCAAUUUCCACAGUUUCAAAUAUCCACACUAGUUGUGAAUAUCCAUAAUUGUAAAUAUCCACAAAUGUUACAAUACCCAAAUAUUUUUUGCAAUAUCCACAAUUGUGAAUACCCACAGUUUUUAUAUUAUCCGCAGUUGUUGCAAAUAUCCACAGUUGUUGCAGAUAUCCCCAAUUGGUGAAAAUAACCACAGUUGGUGCAGAUAUCCCCAGUUGGUACAAAUCCCCACAGUUGGUGCAGUUUUAACACUAGACACCAGAAAUAAAUCAUGAUGUCUUAUUACUAAAAUAAAAUGAAUAAAUCGGAUGUUUAUCAUAUUUUAUUGAAAUUGUCAUGCAAAAUGAACAAGUUGAAAUAUUGUGUUUCAUUUCUUGUACUCAAAGAACGCCUCAUCCCUUGCACUAAACUGACAGAGAAAAUGUUGAUCUUUAUUUUGAUUUGAUGAACUACUUUGUUUAGAAUGCUGAUUUACAUGGCCUGCAUUAGUGAACAUGUUCUUCACUGAGUCAGCAUUAGUGAACAUGUUCUUCACUGAGUCAGCAUUAGUGAACAUGUUCUUCACUGAGCCAGCAUUAGUGAACAUGUUUCUAUUUGAGGCUACAUUAGUGAACAUGUUCUUCACUGAGCCAGCAUUAGUGAACAUGUUUCUAUUUGAGGCUACAUUAGUGAACAUGUUUCUCUUUGAGCCUACAUUAGUGAACAUGUUUCUCUUUGAGCCUACAUUAGUGAACAUGUUUCUCUUUGAGCCUACAUUAGCGAACAUGUUUCUCUUUGAGCCUACAUUAGUGAACAUGUUUCUCUUUGAGCCUGCAUUAGUGAACAUGUUUCUCUUUGAGCCUACAUUAGUGAACAUGUUCCUCAUCGAGCCUGCAUUAAUGAACAUGUUUCUCUUUGAGCCUGCAUUAGUGUACAUGUUUCUCUUUGGGCCUACAUUAGCGAACAUGUUUCCAUUUGAUGUUAGCACAAUAUUGUAUGAAGAAUAACACGUGAGAUAAGCCGUACAAUAAUUGUCUAGACUUAAGACAACAGACAGAAGUGUUUACCCUUAGAUUAUAUUGACAUAAGCUUCUGACCUAGAUUUGGACAUUGUAACACUGGACAAUGGAUUUACAGUAUUGUUAAACUUUAGACAUCACUGAAAUGAGCUUCUGUCCUAGAUUUGGACAUUGUAACACUGGACAAUGGAUGUACAGUUUCCUGCGAAAGUGUGGAGACUACCUUAAAAAUAAGUCUGCCUAUAAUCAGUAACUGUAUGUUGAUUGGACACCAGAAGCCUUUCUUAGUCCUACUUGUAACACUCAAGGUGAGUUACAAGUUAACACACUGCUGGGUGGGGGUGAGUUGCUAGUUAACACACUGCUAGGUGGGGGUGAGUUACAAGUUAACUCACUGCUAGGUGGGGGUGAGUUACAAGUUAACACACUGCUAGGUGGGGGUGAGUUACAAGUUAACACACAGCUAGUUGGGGGUGAGUUACAAGUUAACACACUACUAGGUGGGGGUGAGUUAUUACCUUCAAUCAAGUAUUCCAUAUUAACAAGUUAACACCCAGCUCUAAGGACAAGAAACAUAUUUGCUGUGUCAUACUGAAUUAUUCCAUUUAAAAAGUUUCCAUGUGGACAAAGUUGGCUUUCUAUCCAAGUCUUCAUGUUUGAUGAUUUACAAAAUAAUUGGAUUCAAUUUUGAACUAGUUCUGUUUAAAAAAUUCAAUAACUUUCUCAUUAGAUCAUUAAAACAUAACAUGUUCUUUACCAAGCAAAUUUAUACAAAGAUCAAUGAUAGUAUCUCAAUGUUGUAUAUAUCAUCUUAAGUUUAUAUGAUAUUAUCUCAAUGUUAUAUAUUUGUCAGAAAUGACUGGGGCGGGGGUACAGGACAGAGCUCCAUUGUUGUUAAGGUAACUUAUAGGAUGGAAGGAAACUGCUGUUAAUGGGGUUAAGUUAAGGUUAAUAGACUCUGACAUCUUGAUAUAGUGGGGAUUGUUUCUUUGGAUAAUAGUAUGUUCGGGCCUUCCUGACUUGGCAAUGAUAACUUUUGGGUUAACAAUGGGAAAUUAGGGGGCAGGGGUUUGUUUAUAGAUAGCAUUCCUGGACCACCUAUGGGGGUAGAGAAUCACAUAUAAGAGGGAGCUUUCACUGAGUUAAGUGAGUUGAGGAAGAGGGAACAGAAGUACGAUUUAGUUGAGGAAGAGAGAGAAAAGAGCUACAAUAGAGUGGAGCAGUUGUUAGGGAAUAGUUGCUAGUGAUCGGGAGACGACAGAUGACUAGAAGAACUUAUAUCUUACAAAUAAACACACUUUCAUUAUCGUUAGACACCUGGAGUUUGAGUUGUUGGAUUUCGUCCAAGUCUACGUUGAGCUUUUGUCUGUCUCAACGCCUAGACACCCACCAUAUAAAUCACAGAGAGGAGCGGUUCUGUACUGACCACUACUUAGUCAACACAGUUCGUGAUAAGUCGGGACCGGAGCCCUCCUCCGUAACAACCAUUCUGUGACAUAUAUAUCAUCUUAAGUCCAUAUGAUAUUAUCUCAAUGUCAUAUAUAUCAUAUUAAGUCCAUAUGAUAUUAUCUCAAUGUUAUAUAUAUAUCAUCUUAGGUCCAUAUAUUAUUAUCUCAAUGUCAUAUAUAUCAUCUUAAGUCCAUAUGAUAUUAUCUCAGUGUUAUAUAUCAUCUUAGGUCCAUAUGAUAUUGUCUCAGUGUUAUAUAACAUCUUAGGUCCAUAUGAUAUUGUCUCAGUGAUAUAUAUCAUCUUAGGUCCAUAUGAUAUUGUCUCAGUAUUAUAUAUAUCAUCUUUGGUCCAUAUGAUACUGUCUCAGUAUUAUAUAUAUCAUCGUAGGUCCAUAUGAUAUUGUCUCAGUAUUAUAUAUAUCAUCUUGGGUCCAUAUGAUACUGUCUCAGUAUUAUAUAUAUCAUCUUAAGUCCAUAUGAUAUUGUCUCAGUAUUAUCUAUAUCAUCUUAGGUCCAUAUUGACAAAAGCUCUUUGAAGCCCACUAGCAGACUUACUAAGCCUGUGCAGCUGUGGCUACAGAAAUAUGACGUUGUAGCACUAAAGACAACUGACCUUAUUCAAAAUAAAUCUUCCAAUUUUUAUGAGGUAGGAAAUGUUAGGCUUUAACAAGGUAGGAUGAAGAAACAAAAAUGGUCUCAAAAUUUGUUUCUAGCUCAAUAAAUACAUUUUUAAAAAAAUAAUUAAAUCAUUCUCAACAUAUUUUUUCCUGAUUUAUAUUUAACGGAUAUGGUCAAUUAAGUUGUCAUUUAAGUGAAAUAGAUUACUUGAGUGGCAUUCACACAAUGGAAAUAAUUGUAUCUUACCAUAAUUGCGAAACUCUCUAUAUCAGGGCUGGCCAACCCAAAUAGUUGCUUUGUGAGUUUACUCUUCCAGGGACUCAUUUUAUUAUUUCUAAUAAUAAAAUAAACACAUAAAGGCUGUACACAAAUAUUUAUUGAUAUCUAAUUAAUAACAUAAUGAAAUCCAAAAUGUAAAAAACCAUUAUCUUUUCUUUCUCUUAACUUUUUUAAAACUAUAAAUUAAAAUGAAAUAUAACGCUGUUAUUUUUUUUUUUUAAUAUUGCAUGUGGUCCACGGAUUUGCAGGUUUGCACCCUCUCCUGCUUUAUACUGUAGACUGAAAAUACUCAUCGGUUUCUUAAAGAGCUUUACAAAGUAUAAACAUCUCAGAUUUAUUUUAGAGAAAAUCAUGAGAACAGUUAUUCAGUGAAUGAAUAAAUAUUUAUAUGGCACUUGUAUCCAUGCUACUUUAGCAUGCUCACAGCGCUCUGAUGUUCUUAAAUCUAUUUAAAUUUAAAUAAAAAAGACCUUAAUUCUUUCUUAAAUUAUCUUUUAUCAUUUUCAAUGUUCCUCAAAGAUUGGGGCAAACUGUUCCAUAAUUAUGGCGCUAUCGCUUCAAAAGAUAGCUUCAGUCACAGCUAAUGUAGUAUUUGGCAAUGCUGACUUACCAACUGGCCACACAUUUUUACUUGGUUACUUACAAUUAAACAUGAAGAAUAUUUUCUUAUAUUCUCACAUGAGUCUUGUGGAAUUUUUUUUCAAAUAGUUUAGAAAACUAGAAAGGAUAUAAAACUAUAAAUAGAAAACAGAAAACUUUUUCUUAAGCCUUACAAUAUUUUAGUUUUAGCUGCUACUCUAUUUAGUAUGGUUAGAUGAUAUCCAUUCAUCUAGUACUUAAUCCUUCCAUCAACUCCUAACAUAAAUAUGUCAAUUUCAAUCAGAUAUUGGAUGAUGCUGUUAUUCACAUCAACAGCUGUAUGGACAACAAAGGCUCAAGGAUUCGAAGUUGGACUCUUUUAGAAACUGAUUUCUCAUUUGUACGUGAUGAAAUUGGUAAGAAAGUAGGCCUCCCCAUACUAAUGCUCGCAAUCUUACCCAGAAAAUAGUGUUUUUAAAUUCAAUCACCCUUUAUAAAGCUAUGUUUCCUCAAAUGUAUCUGUCGAGUGCUUGUACUUCUGUUCAAUGUAUCUGUCGAGUGCUUGUACUUCUGUUCAAUGUAUCUGUCGAGUGCUUGUACUUCUGUUCAAUGUAUCUGUCGAGUGCUUGUACUUCUGUUCAAAUGAAAUUGAUUCUAUUUUCUUUAAAAUACAUGAUGGGGGCACAACCAUGUUAACAUUGGUAUUCAAAAUUUAGAUAUUGUCAUAAUGAUUAUUUCCUGUAAUAUUUCUAUUUUAUUCAAUGUACAUUUAUUAUUAAUACCGCCAUAUUUGAAUUUGAUGUUUUUAAAAUUUGCUAAUAUGGAAAACAUUUCCAAUGAAAAUUAUAUGGUUCUAGCAAUUAAUAAAACUUACAAUUCUAUAUAAUAUUUUAGACAAAUAAUUAUAUAUUAUUCCAGACCUAAAGCUACACUAUAUAAGUAUGAUAAAACAACCCCUAAUAACAUGGGCGCCUGCAGAAAACUUUCUAAGGGGGGGCAAAAAAAAUCGAUUAACUUUCCAGGGGGGGGGGGGGGGGGAAAAAAAUUUUUAGUAAUGUUUUAAUAGAGUUUUAAUUUACUGUAGCGUAUUUGUAUGGUGAACGAACGGACAGGACAUCAGCUUAGUUACUUUCUCUUUAUUUUCUCUUUUUUUUAAUAAAUUUUUUUUCUAUUUUUGUCUAAAAAAAUUUUAUCCAAUCAAUCUGGGGGGGGCAAGUGCCCCUACCUGCGGGCGCCCAUGUCUAAUAACAAAGUUUUUGGUGUAAAUCCUUCAUAUUCUUUUUUAUCAUUUUAUUUUAUAUUAAUAUUCUAACGACCCACCCGCUUUUACACCACAGAUUUAUUACAGCAAGUAUUUCGCAUUUAAAAAAAUAAACUAUUAUGCUCCAAACACACUUGAAAUAUUUUUUUUAAGGUGCUCAUUUAGCGCAGUUAUCGGGUAUUUGAUUUCGUCAAAUCAGUGUCAUCAUAUUUCCUUUAUCUUCACAAAAUAGUUUGUGGGGUUAGGGUUGAGGGGAGGGUCUGAAAAUUUGAUAAAAUGGGUUGUCCUCGGCAACAAGUCUAUGUGCCAAGUUUCAGUUUGAUAGGUUGACGAGAAUUGGAUCAAGUAGCUGUCCAAAGUUUUUGUCAAACACCCAGCCAGAAAGAAACACACAACAAAAGAAAAGUAAAUAUAAAAGAUUUAAAAAUAAUCUUAUAUCACGAUCAUGGGGGCCCAUGAUCACCUUGUAGUGUUGAUUUCAAUAGCGCACAAUGUAAAAAUUCCCUGUUACUGCACCAUAUAGGGAACAAAUUUGUGUUCCAGAAAAAAUUCCUAAAUCUAUUUGGGAUUCUUAAAAACACUGAUAGUAAUUUUGAUUUUAUGGAAAUGUAAUCAAUUGUUAUUAUUAUAAAUUAUGGAAUACAUUUGAUUUAAUAAAUAAAGAAUUGUUGAAAGUAUUUUAUCUGAAUGAGAGUUGAGAUAUUGUUAUUGUAUCAAAUGAGAUUGACAUUCUUUUUAUUAACAACCAGUGACCAUCUAUGUCUUUCCAUUUUGAAUUUUUAGGCACAUUUGAUCAUCGAUCUAUUUAUUACUAUUUUAAUUUGUACCCAUAUUUAUCAGAAAACCAUGAAAAUCAGACAUUUUUUUUAACUCAUUUUAAAAAUAGUGAAAUUAAAUGAAAAGGUGUGUUAAUGGCUCAAUUAAUUCCAAAAAAAUAAAAUUCAAAUUUUUGCUUGAACUCAUUGAACCAAAAUUAAGAAUAAUCUUAUUACAACUAAAUAAAAUGUUCUUAUUAUUGUUUUAACAUGAUUAAAAUUUAAUCUUUGCACUGUGACUAUUUAAUAAGCUUGUGGGGCUAUAUUAUAUAGAAGAUAACCAUUUCUCAAAAUCCAGCGAUGUUAGAAAUGUGAACUUCUAUACAUAGGUACUUGUUUAAAAAUAAGGAAAGUCUUGAGUUAUCAUUUGCUAAAUUUACAUUUCAAUGGCAUGGACGAUUUCCAUAUUUAUUUUGAGGAUUCAAUUCAUGAAAAUGCAGUUGCAUACAAAUAAUGGAUUUUUAGAUGUUCAGACUUUGCAAUAGCAUUGAUAAAGUAGCUCAAAAAGCCUUCAAUUAUAACCCUGGUCAUAUCUUCUAGUUCUUUUUAUAUUCCACAACUAAAGUUCCAUGUAUUGUUUCAGAUCCUGUCACUAAACUGCUGAAUCGAGAAAUUAUUGUUGAAAGAUAUCAAAAUAUCAUCAAUAAACUUUACAUCACCCCAGUGCUGCUUUAGUUCAUAGACAAAUCAACAUCACCACAGAUCAACAUCACCACAGAUCA
This is a messenger RNA of Lymnaea stagnalis (great pond snail), 12166 nucleotides long. NCBI's taxonomy places the organism in Eukaryota, Metazoa, Mollusca, Gastropoda, Lymnaeidae. The record is from the annotation of a GenBank genome assembly.